This is a messenger RNA of Colletotrichum godetiae, 585 nucleotides long. RefSeq lists its product as uncharacterized. The record is from RefSeq and is a predicted model, not a curated record. The transcript has a single exon. The coding region runs from base 1 to 585 and encodes 194 amino acids. NCBI's taxonomy places the organism in Eukaryota, Fungi, Ascomycota, Sordariomycetes, Glomerellales, Glomerellaceae.
AUGAAUCCUGACUCCUCCUGCAACUCUCGACUUGCUCGAGGCAAAGUCCCCCCAACUCUCCUUCCAAACCACAACAUUGACUUUUCCAAACCAUUCACCCCACGAAAUCGAUGUUUCGGGCUGCUCAGCUCAGACCACGAAAAGCCGCUGCCAACGCCUCCUCCUCGCCCACCUCAUCUACCGGCUCCACUGCAACCGUCUCUACUGUCAGCUCCACCAACUCCACCCAGCAUGUUUGAUCCGCGAUGGGAGCUCCAGUUCCCAUCAACCUUGAUUUACUAUAACCAUGACAACGGGAACCCGUGGAUGAAGGGCAUUGAACGGCACCAAACAGCUGCUGCUUAUUGGCAGCAGGCUUAUCACACUACGUGUGCCGACCUGUCUGAGGCUGUAUACCUGCUCCAAUGCCGCAUUUCCGACCUAGAAGAGCGCUUCGCAGACAAGAAGCAGGUAUGUGCGGCUCAGCCACAUGCACUAAAUUCUGAUGUAUUAACGAUAAAGACCAAGGAAGAAUGGCGGCCUAUUAGUCCUUCUACUCCGACCGCAAUCAAGUUGCCAAAUGAUGUCCAGGGCAAUUUCGUCUGA